AUCUCUCUCCACUAGCUUCUUCUCUUUUCUUCCAACAACUUAACCUCUCUAUAAGUCGUAGGUUUCAUGUUCUUUCAACACACUCAGCACAAACCUUUUUGAUUUAUCAUCAUUAUUAUUUUAUAUAUAUUCAACUCCACGCAUCUUAUUUAGACAGACAUAGAGAGAGAAAAAGAAACAAACACAACUAGAAGUAGAGAGAGAAAGAGAAUAUUUAAAAGUUUAGGAAACUCAAAACAAGUCCUUUUGUAGCAAAUAGGCAUUACCCCCGCCCCCACGCCACCCACCCACCCACCCCACUGAUGAGAGGAGCUGACCCAUAAAAAAUCUGCAAAAAAUUUCAACUGUUUUAAUUUGCAUUUUAUAGUUUUGGGAUAUUUGGAUUUCUUGGAGUUUAGAGAAAUGUGGGAUCUGAAUGAUUCUCCUUAUCAACGAAGAGAUAUUGAAGAAGCAGAAGGUUGUUCUUCUCCUAUAGAGAUUGAAGGUGAUGAUGAGAAAGGUAAACGGGUCGGAUCCGUUUCGAAUUCAAGUUCAUCAGCAGUAGCUAUUGAUGAUAACAUUUCUGAAGAUGAAGAUGGAGAAAAAGCGAAGAAAAAAAGAAGUACUCCUAGCAAAAUUUUCGGGUUUUCAAUGGUGGGCCCUGGUAAGGGCGAUGAAGAACAGGAACAGCCGGUAACCCGUCAGUUUUUCCCUGUUGAUGAGUCUGACACAACGGGUGCUGCUGCUGUAAAUGGAUCAACGAAUUUUCCAAGAGCUCACUGGGUUGGAGUUAAAUUUUACCAAAAUGAGCCACUUGGCAACACGGGAUUGGUUAAGCCUAUAGAUGUGGUUCAGCAGCAGCAACAACAGCCUAUGAAAAAGAGCCGACGUGGACCAAGGUCUAGAAGCUCACAGUAUCGUGGGGUUACCUUUUACCGGAGAACUGGCCGGUGGGAAUCACAUAUAUGGGAUUGUGGAAAGCAAGUUUAUCUAGGUGGAUUUGAUACUGCACAUGCAGCAGCUCGGGCAUACGACAGGGCAGCUAUUAAAUUCCGAGGAGUGGAGGCCGACAUAAACUUUAGCUUAGAGGAUUAUGAGUCCGAUUUGAAACAGAUGACAAAUUUAACGAAGGAAGAAUUUGUGCAUGUGCUUCGGAGACAAAGUACUGGAUUUCCGAGGGGAAGCUCCAAGUAUAGAGGGGUGACUUUGCACAAAUGUGGUAGAUGGGAAGCUAGAAUGGGACAGUUCUUAGGCAAAAAGUACGUUUAUUUGGGACUCUUCGAUACUGAAAUUGAAGCUGCCAGGGCGUAUGAUAAAGCUGCCAUCAAGUGUAAUGGGAAGGAAGCAGUUACUAACUUUGAUCCUAGCGUUUAUGAAAAUGAACUGAACUCAACUGAAUCUACCGAUAAUGCGGCAGAUCACAAUCUGGACUUAAGCUUGGGUGGUUCAAGCUCAAAGCAAGGAAGUAGAGAAAUAGGAGAUAAUAGAGGUCAAAAUGCGUCACCUAUGCAAUUUGAUUUUGAUUGGAGGCAACAUGGCUUAAGGCCUGAGAAGCAAUCUGCCCCAAUCGAUGCUCGAAGAAAAGAUAAUGGGUACAAUGAAACAGAAACCUUGCAACUAUUGAGCCAGACGCACUUGCAUUCUCCGGUCUCCUUGAAGCAUAAUAACAAUAGUCAGGUGCAACGGUUUGGCCAAUAUAUUAGACCUGGUGAUCAAUCCCAUAUGAUCCAAAUGUUUCCACCACAAUACGGCUCAUCAAAUUAUCAAAUUCCAUUUCCAAGCGGCAGCAAUGGAGGGCGAAUUGGAGCUAUAAAUGUAGGAGAUCUAUCGCUAUCAACAAGCAACGGUUCUUCACAGUGGCAAUCCAAUUUUCCUCCACAGAUAUUUGCAGCUGCUGCAGCAUCAUCAGGAUUCCCCCAGCAGAUAAUAAGACCUCAAAAUUGGUCAUCAGAAAAUGGCUUCCAUCACUCUCUCAUGAGACCCUCUUGAUCAUACUCCACUUCAUGACUUGCCAUUUUCUUCUUGUGUUUUUAUAAGCUUUGUAAAGAGUAAAGGGUUGAGAUUAUUUAUUACUCCAUAUUAAUUACCCAAGGAUCUUGGGUGCAACCCUAAAAAAAAUAGAAAAAAAGGGUGGACAAAAGUUUUGGGAAAUUCUAACUCUUUGUAAAAGUAUGUCUCCACAUUUGUCGAAUACUAACUGAAGGAAAGAUUUUCAACUAGACUUCUAUUAGAUUCUUCUGA
Lycium ferocissimum is the source of this 2220-nucleotide messenger RNA. RefSeq names its product floral homeotic protein APETALA 2-like. Gene Ontology annotation, biological process: regulation of DNA-templated transcription. The transcript has 10 exons. The coding region runs from base 403 to 1968 and encodes 521 amino acids. Gene Ontology annotation, molecular function: DNA-binding transcription factor activity; DNA binding. NCBI's taxonomy places the organism in Eukaryota, Viridiplantae, Streptophyta, Magnoliopsida, Solanales, Solanaceae. The record is from RefSeq and is a predicted model, not a curated record.